Messenger RNA from Erythranthe guttata (spotted monkey flower), 534 nucleotides. RefSeq names its product protein SRC2. The record is from RefSeq and is a predicted model, not a curated record. NCBI's taxonomy places the organism in Eukaryota, Viridiplantae, Streptophyta, Magnoliopsida, Lamiales, Phrymaceae. Gene Ontology annotation, biological process: defense response.
AUGGAUUGCAGAAACCUGGAAAUAACCGUGGUAUCAGCUAAAGACCUGGAAGAUGUACGCGUAUUUUUCGGGAAAACGGCAGUACACGCUAGGGUUUCCAUCAGCGGCAAAGCGGCGACGGCGACGGAGAGACGAACUCCGACGGACAGGCACGGUAAUAAGAACCCGGCCUGGAAUUUUACGACGAGCUACACCGUAACGGAGGCGAUGGUGCAGGGCUCUAGCAGGAUGCUUGUCGUGAAGCUGUACUGUGACAGCAACGCCGGUGACAUAUACAUCGGAGAGGUCCACAUCUCCCUCCGGGAGCUUUUCGAAAGUGCCACGGUUAACAGCCAGGCUGGAUUAAAUGAGAAAGGUGGCAGUGUUGGCGGCGGCGGCCCCCGUAGCGCGGUGAUGAUUUCACCUGUGAUGAAGGGUGGCGUUCAGUCGCUGGGGUCUCUGACAAUUGCUUACAGCUUCGGUGAGAUGGUGACCAUCGAUAACGUGUUGAUGUCCGAGACUAUUGCUCCCUUGUUGCUUCAGCGCCGCCUCUAG